AUGAGUGCUGCAGGGGAUGCCGCAGGAGCUGGGCCGAGCAAGGUACCUCCGCGGAAGCGGCUGGAUCCACGGUCCAUCUUUGACCGACUCACGCUAGGGCUACUGCAAACGUUGGAGCGACGGCCGACCGUUGUCGACGUGCGCAUUCAAGCCACCCAGCCCGCAACGCUCGCCGACCUAGGAGCUUGGGAGAGCCGACACGGCCAGCGCUUGCCAAAAGACCUCCGCAAUUUUUUCCUCUGCUUCAACGGCUUUCAUCUGGUCUGGCUGACCCAGCACGGCGCUACCCAGCUGCCCGUCGGGUCGUUGCAAGUCAAUGCCUUGGCUGAUUUGACGCCGCUGCGCACAUCCAAGUCCUCGGCACCGCCUCCUGAUGUUCUUGCUGCCCUGGUACAACUUGGGUUGGCUCCUGCAAGCAGUGUAGUGGGAAAUGCCUCUUCUUCAAGCCCAAAUCUUGAACAUUGCUUUCGCCUGGCGACUACCAUCGAUGGCCAAGCCGUGAUCAUCGAGCUCGGCCAUGCCAACGACCUGGGCGGCAUUUAUCUUCAGGAUGGCGACGAUCGCUGUCAUCUUCUUUGCGCUGGCUUUGUUGCCUACUUUCGCUUCAUGACUCAGUACAUGGGUCUGCCCGGAUGGCAGCGCAUGCGCUGCGGUCUCCCUGUGUCUCCGGCUUGGGAACACUGGUACUGGCAAUUUCUGCCCGUCAACCAAACGCUGCGCCUGACCCGCCCCACCCACACAACUUCCAGCCAGACUGGACUUUCCAAAGCACGCCCUCCCCGUAGCGCCGCGCCACCCGUGACCAUUGAUAUGGCGCGUAUCAUCAAUCCAACACGGCGUCCCACCAGUGCCGGUACAAACUCUGGUUCAGCGGUCGCCGCAACGGGCACCUCCAAUGGUCACAGUGCAAGUACCAACGGCGGUGCCUCCGACGCGACCAGCUCUGGAAGCAAAAAGUCAAUUCUCAAACGCCGUGGCUCGCGCUCGGGCGAUGGCGUAGCCCCUACGCCACCUGCACAACGGCCCAGCAAUCGGCCUCGGGCAAACCGCUCCCGUACCACGUCUUCCUCCAACUCCAGUAAGCCCUGA
This is a messenger RNA of Monosiga brevicollis MX1, 1089 nucleotides long. RefSeq lists its product as uncharacterized. The record is from RefSeq and is a predicted model, not a curated record. NCBI's taxonomy places the organism in Eukaryota, Choanoflagellata, Craspedida, Salpingoecidae. Bases 1 to 1089 code for a protein of 362 amino acids. The transcript has a single exon. Gene Ontology annotation, biological process: protein polyglutamylation.